UGUUUCACGACCCGGAAGUGGGGGGAAAUAUACAAUUUUCGUUAGCAAUAGAUGAUAGUGACACAUGUUUAUUCAGCUCCCAGAGACAAACACAGAGACAGUUUAAAAACCAGGCCUAAUUCUGAAUCCCAUCAUUCAUCUGCCAACAUAAACAGAUUUUUGGAGAAAGAAGUUUCCUUCACAAAGAGAAAGAAUGCACGGACGUCUAAAGAUUAAAUCUACUGCCCAGCAGGAGGAGGAGAAAAGAAAGGAACGAGAGAAGAAACUUAAGAUAUACGUUGCUGCACGAGAUGCGUGUUUCGAUAAGAGGAAGAAUGGUAUUUUGGAUGAUGAGGCUCUACAGCUCACUCAGCAGCUGCUUUCGUCCAAUCCUGACUUUGCGACCUUGUGGAAUUACAGAAGAGAGAUACUGAUGCACCAAGAAACUGUGAAGGAUGAGGAUGAAGUGCAGAAGCUGUACGAAGCAGAGCUGUCAUUUUUGGAGUCUUGCCUGAAGGCGAAUCCAAAGUCUUAUGGCUGCUGGCACCACAGAUGUUGGGUCUCUGCGCGAUUGCCUCGACCCAAUUGGGCCAGAGAGCUGAGCCUGUGUGAUCUCUGUCUGAGUGUGGACGACCGCAAUUUCCAUUGUUGGGAUUAUCGCCGUCUGGUUGUGAAGAUGUCUGGUGUGCCUGUGGAUCAGGAACUGGAGUUCACCGAUCGACUUAUUGGCUCCAACUUCUCCAACUACUCCAGCUGGCACUACCGCAGCACCCUGCUGCCACUCCUCCACCCGGAGUCUCCUGAGGCGCCGUCACCAUGUCUCAAGGCUCCAGAAACCUCCCCUCCACCUUCUCCGCAAACUCAGUCCCAUCGUGUCUGUGAAGAGCAGCUACUCAAAGAAUAUGAGCUUGUACAAAAUGCUUUCUUCACCGACCCCAACGACCAGAGUGCUUGGUUCUACUAUCGCUGGUUGCUAGGUCGAGCGGAACGGGAUGAGAUGAUCAGCUGUGUGUUCAUUAGCCGGGAAGACGAGAGAGUAGCGGUUGCCUUUUCCAGGCCUGUUAAUGCGCAGACAAUUGGCCUGCUGCUGGUCCUGGAUGGUCAGCCUCAGAGGGUGGAGUGGAGGAGUGUCCACCCACGUUUCAAAUUCUGCCCCGUCUGGAUUUGUGACUUGCCUCAUGGAACGAUAAGCGACAUCACUAAUGAGCACAACCUGACCGUGCAUUGGACUGAAAAACCCACUCACAAAGACUGUGCUCUUUACACAGGUCGAGCUGAGAGUUACUGUCGGGAUUCUGCUACAGAUCAGGAACUUUUCAGGAGUGAACUCUCUGUGGAGAAAACCUCCGUGUUACAGUCAGAGCUCCAGACAUGCAAUCAGCUUCAAGAAAUGGAGCCACUCAAUAAAUGGUGCUUACUGACUAUUAUCCUCCUGAUGAGGGCGCUAGAUCCUCUGGGAUAUGAAAAGGAGACUCUCAAUCACUUCAAAACACUUCGAGAAGUGGAUUCAAUGCGCUCUGCAUAUUACAGUGAUUUGUGUAGCAAGUUUAUGAUAGAAAACACCAUCAUGAAAAUGGAGUAUGCUGAAGUGCGCGUCUUCAGUAUUUCUGACAAGAACCUGACGACUUUAUGCCACCUGGACCAGCUCUUAUUGGUCACCCAUAUCAAUCUGUCCUCUAAUCAGCUGCAGCGGCUGCCUCCUCAGUUUGCUAUGUUGCAGUGCCUAGAGGUCUUGGAGGCUAAUAACAACUCCAUAGAAAAUCUAGAGGGACUGUAUCGUCUUCCAAAACUGGAGGAAGUCCUAUUGAAGAAUAACAAAAUUUCUACAGUGGCAGAUCUCAAGCCACUGGCCUCCUGCCCCAAGCUGAAGCGCCUUGAUCUCUGUGGCAACCCCGUCACUCAGAUCACCAACAUCGGGUCAGAGUUAGCCGAGCUGCUGCCCUCAGUCACCGACCUCCUGCUCUGAUCAGAUCAGAGAGUUGGAGUGACUGCCACCGUCGUCCUGUUGUCCUUCACUCUCUUGUGUGUGUUUAUUUUAAUAAGGGGUUUGUUUGUAUCAAGUGUCUUGUGACUUUCUUUGUCCCACUUGUUUGGGAGAGUGUCAAUCACAGCGACCCCAGAGGUCUGAAAGCCUCAUGCUUCAAAGCUUAUGUCAGAAGCCUCCAACAACUUCAGUGAACUGUCAAUAUUAUUCUGUGUGAGUGCUUAUCAACCAGUUAUGGUUUUCCCCUGUUGUGUGUAUGUAUGGGUGUCCUUCAUACAACACCUCCAGAUGCAUGCAGAAACGCGGAAACAUGAAGUAAAAUCACUGUAUUGUGCUCAGCAAAGUUGGCUUCUUUCUUCUGUAAACUUUAAAACUAUUGAAUUGUUGGGGAAUGUGAGCUUAUAAUAAAUCAAUUCAGUUUUACUUGUAUAGCACCAAAUCACACCAUACUGCACAUUAUCUCAACAACAUUAUGGAAAGGAGAAACCCAUCAGUUCACACAAUGAGCAAACACUAGGCACUAGUGGACAGAAAGAACUCCCUUUUAACAGAAAUAAAUCUCUGACAGAACCAGAAUCUGCCCUGACAGGUUGGGGUGAAAGGAAAAAAGGGAGACAGAUUCAGAGGGGCAUGAGAAAAGGAAAGAGAGAGACCAGGACCAGAUCUUUAACAGUUGUAUAAGUUAUAGGUUUAGACAGGGGCCACAUGGAGUUUGCAUGUUCUUCACCGUGUGUGUGUCCCACAGUCCAAAAACAUGAAGAUUUGGUGGAUUGGACACUCUAAAUUGACCGUGAGAGUGGAUGGUUGUUGUCUCUAUGUGGCCCUGCGAUGGAUUGGCGAACUGUCUAAAGUGUUCCCCCGCCUUUCACCCUAUGUCAGCUGGGAUUGACACCAGUGCCACUCUCAACCCUCAUGUGCAGGGUAAAGCGUUAGAAGAUGAAUGAGUUCUGCAUCGGUUGUGAUGUGUUUGUCGUACUACAAUGUUAGCAUAGAUUGUUGAAAAAACUGAUCACAGCAUAACAAAGAAGACCAUACGACUACUGCUAAUGAUAAUAAUAACAGCCUUUCAGCCUGGGGGUCACUUGCAAGAUGAGGGCAGUGAUAGAGAGAGAGAGGGCAGGAAGGAAAGACUCAUCAUUCUCAUCUGCUUUUAUCUAAAAAGGAUGUGGAAAGCAUUUCACGUAUGAUGAUAUGUUGCACAGUUUUUCACUUAUCAAAUAAAACAGCACACAUUGUGUCACUGCCUUCGAA
Solea senegalensis (Senegalese sole) is the source of this 3214-nucleotide messenger RNA. RefSeq names its product Rab geranylgeranyltransferase subunit alpha (gene rabggta). Lineage: Eukaryota; Metazoa; Chordata; Actinopteri; Pleuronectiformes; Soleidae. Bases 194 to 1945 code for a protein of 583 amino acids. The transcript has 17 exons. Gene Ontology annotation, cellular component: Rab-protein geranylgeranyltransferase complex; cytoplasm. Gene Ontology annotation, molecular function: protein binding; Rab geranylgeranyltransferase activity; zinc ion binding. Gene Ontology annotation, biological process: protein geranylgeranylation. The record is from RefSeq and is a predicted model, not a curated record.